GCGUGUGUGUGUCUGGAUGUGCAUUGGGCUCUCAAUAAAAAUAGAAAGAGCUUUACAAAAUAGAUCGAGUGGAAGCCACAGCACAAGAAGCUCACACAAAUAUGAAGAGCAGCUCCCUGCUUCUGCUUCUCGUCUCAGCAGCAGCGAUUCUCUUCUUCGCGACCAUUCCCUGCGCCCAAUCCAAGCUCGACUCUCAACCACCAACGCAAGGGGAGAGAGGGAAGGGGAAGUUGAGGCCGUGGCCAUGCUGCGAUCGGUGUGGCCCAUGCACCCGGUCCAUCCCGCCCCAAUGCCGUUGCCUGGACAUGGUGAGGUCGUGCCACCCUGCAUGCAAGAAGUGCGUUCGAUCCCCGCUCAGCUUCGACCCGCCGCUGUUUCAGUGCAUGGACGUGAUCACCAACUAUUGCAAGCACAAGUGUAGUAGUAAUGUUAAAAGUUUAUAUCGCUUCUAGUACUUCUCCCUCUUAAUUUAGAUCUCUCUCUCUCUCUCUCUCUCUCUCAUCCUAGGGUACGUACGUAGUGUUGCAUUGUGUAUUAGGAUGACUCUGUAGUAGGGAAUAUUGUAGGAUGUUUAUCAUGAUCAGAGGUUAACUUGUGUACAUUAUAUAUGAGAGGUUAUCAUGAUCAGAGGUUAACUCGCAAUCUACAUUAUAUAUGAGAAGCUCCUUGGUUCUACCUUGGAGGCCGGUGAAGCAAUUACUCGAGUACUAAGGUGAUAAUGCUCACAAGGGAAUGGAAAUAUGGCUGUUGAUGAAGAAAUAUUAGUCUUCGUAUCCAAUUUUAUACGCGGAGUUUUUUAUUCCUGUGCAUGCAUAAAUGAAUAAUGAAUCUAAUGAUUUUAUGGAGAGAAA
Messenger RNA from Ananas comosus (pineapple), 851 nucleotides. Its product is annotated as Bowman-Birk type trypsin inhibitor-like. The transcript has 2 exons. Gene Ontology annotation, molecular function: serine-type endopeptidase inhibitor activity. The record is from RefSeq and is a predicted model, not a curated record. The coding region runs from base 102 to 452 and encodes 116 amino acids. Gene Ontology annotation, cellular component: extracellular region. Lineage: Eukaryota; Viridiplantae; Streptophyta; Magnoliopsida; Poales; Bromeliaceae.